Messenger RNA from Myxozyma melibiosi, 699 nucleotides. RefSeq names its product snare region anchored in the vesicle membrane C-terminus-domain-containing protein. Gene Ontology annotation, molecular function: SNAP receptor activity. The record is from RefSeq and is a predicted model, not a curated record. The coding region runs from base 1 to 699 and encodes 232 amino acids. The transcript is spliced from 2 exons. Gene Ontology annotation, cellular component: Golgi medial cisterna; cis-Golgi network; Golgi membrane. NCBI's taxonomy places the organism in Eukaryota, Fungi, Ascomycota, Lipomycetes, Lipomycetales, Lipomycetaceae. Gene Ontology annotation, biological process: endoplasmic reticulum to Golgi vesicle-mediated transport; vesicle fusion.
AUGUCAGACUUUGGCUCCCACGCCAGUUUUGGCCAAUUGCGGCUGCAGGCUCGUCAGCUUGAGUCGCAGACCGAGUCCCUGUUUGUGCAGUACUCGAACGUUUCCCAGAAUCCGCCACUGGAGCCGACCGAGGAAGAGACCAAGGUCGUCAAAGAUCUGGAAAAGAUCCUUGCUCAGCGCGAGGACCUGCUCGCAUCGCUCACCCGCAUCCACGAUUCCGAGCAGCUCGCGUCAGCGACAAAGCUUCAUCAUUUACAACGCCACAAAGAGAUCCUUAUCGAACACCAGAAGCAGUUUGCCCAUCUAAAGUCUACAGUCAACCACGAGCGCCAACGCGGGAACCUGCUGUCAAGAGUGCGAAACGACAUCGAUUCCUUCUCCCGCAGCCCAAACUCGACAUCCUCCGCGCCCGUCGAUCCCCGUCGCGAGGCGGAGUAUAUGCUCAACGAACGCUCGAGAAUCGAGCGCUCUGAUAACCUGGUGGAUAGUAUCCUGUCUCAGGCGUAUGCGACCCGCGAGGAAUUCGGGCGGCAGCGUCAGGUGUUGAUGAACGUGCAGCGGCGGGUGACGAGCACCGCCAGCAGAAUCCCAGGCAUCAACUCGAUAAUAUCAAAGAUCAACACACGCAAGAAACGGGAUAGCUUGAUCAUUGCCACCUUGAUCUCACUUUGUAUUCUUGCCUUGUUUUUCCUGCGAUAG